Molecule: messenger RNA, 895 nt
Organism: Sinocyclocheilus anshuiensis
Lineage: Eukaryota; Metazoa; Chordata; Actinopteri; Cypriniformes; Cyprinidae
Gene: trappc2
Product: trafficking protein particle complex subunit 2
Exons: 5
Coding region: 257-679 (140 amino acids)
Biological process (GO): endoplasmic reticulum to Golgi vesicle-mediated transport
Source: RefSeq, a predicted model, not a curated record
GUAAGCUCUCUCUCAGCUCUCCCAUUGGCUGUUUUGUGUCAGCUGAGUCAACGCACCGGAAACGGGAACUCUUGAUCGCGUUGAUCCUCAUCUGCUGUAGUUCAGUUUACGUUUAAUUAUUUUCCACAAUAUUCGCUUUGUGACUUACAUAAUUAGUUAUUUAUUUAAAGGAGGUGUUUUUAGAAUGGGUUAUAAUUUCUGAACAAACGCCAAACUGAAGUCAUACUUGCUGUGCUCUAAACUCUGAUUAUUAACCAUGUCGGGGAGUUUUUAUUUCGUUAUGGUGGGUCACCAUGAUAACCCAGUGUUUGAGAUGGAGUUUCUCCCUCCUGGAAAGGCAGAAGCAAAGGAUGACCACAGACACCUGAACCAGUUCAUCGCUCACGCUGCUCUGGAUCUGGUGGAUGAGAACAUGUGGCAGUCCAGCAACAUGUACCUGAAGACUGUGGACAAAUUCAACGAGUGGUUUGUCUCUGCCUUCGUCACAGCUGCUCAUAUGAGAUUUAUUAUGCUUCAUGAUGUUCGGCAGGAGGACGGAAUCAAGAACUUCUUUAAUGAUGUUUAUGAUCUGUACAUCAAGUUUGCAAUGAAUCCCUUCUACGAAGCCAACGCACCGAUUCGCUCCACAGCUUUCGACAGGAAAGUGCAGUUUCUUGGGAAGAAGCAUCUGCUCAGUUGAUUCAUUUUACUGAAUGUUUUUUGCGUUUUUGUUGUCGUGCAUAAAUAUACAGGUGUGCUGUUAAUGUUUCAGUUGUUUAUACUCAUCAUUGCCUGCUUAUAUUCACACUCUUACCUACUACUGUACAACAAAUGAAGCGUGAUUACAGAUUAUUUUUAAAGCAUAAAACAGGAAUGCAAAAAUACAUUUACACACUAAACCUUUCAAAUGCAACAA